CGGUGGCGUCCACUGUGGUAUGUCCGCUGUCGCACCAGUGGAGGUCGACUUGUUGGAAGGGAAGGGAAGGGCAUCCCACUCCCACAGUCCCACCUCGACUCUCCCUACCGUCGCCGCCGCCUGCCAGAUCCUACUCCUGCGGAUCCUCCACCCCACGUCCCCACUGCACUCCAUUUCCGCCGCUCCCCUCCCCUCCCUUCUCCGAUCCGUUUGUGCUUAUUUUGCAGGAGUGAUACUAUAAAAUAUGGCUGCCUUGCCAUUGGCCACCGCUGAAGUAUGCGAUGCUAAUCCUCAUCUGAUUAUGAACGGCGAGCUCCGUGCUCUCCAGCCCAUCUUCCAAAUCUACGGAAGGCGCCAGGUUUUUGCCGGCCCUAUUGUCACACUGAAGGUCUAUGAGGACAAUGUCCUGAUCCGCGAGUUCCUUGAGGAGAAAGGCCACGGGAGGGUCCUUGUGGUUGACGGUGGUGGGAGCAUGCGCUGUGCCAUUCUUGGUGGCAACCCCGUCCAGCAGGCACAGAACAAUGGGUGGGCUGGUAUUCUGGUCAAUGGCUGCAUCAGGGAUGUCGAUGAGAUCAAUGGCUGCGACAUUGGUGUACGAGCUCUGAACUCGCACCCUAUGAAGGCAAACAAGAAGGGGAUGGGGGAGAAGCAUGUCCCUGUCAACAUUGCUGGAACCAGGAUUUACGAUGGCGAGUGGCUCUACGCCGAUACGGAUGGCAUUCUUGUCUCGAGGACGGAACUGACUGUGUAGACCGGUCCUGGAGCCUAUUUGUAUGUGUGUAAUGUUGUUAGUGUUAUUAUGGAUCAUCUAUACAAAAAAUAAAUCCAUGCCAUUAUUUCUGUCAGUCAUCCUACAUUUUAUUUUAUAUAAAGGCGAUUUUAGUGUGCUGUAGUUGCUGAACUUUCAUAUCUGCGACAGUUCUUCAAAUUUUGAGGUUGCCGAGAA
Messenger RNA from Sorghum bicolor (sorghum), 946 nucleotides. RefSeq names its product putative 4-hydroxy-4-methyl-2-oxoglutarate aldolase 2. The record is from RefSeq and is a predicted model, not a curated record. NCBI's taxonomy places the organism in Eukaryota, Viridiplantae, Streptophyta, Magnoliopsida, Poales, Poaceae. Gene Ontology annotation, molecular function: ribonuclease inhibitor activity. The transcript has 2 exons. Bases 245 to 751 code for a protein of 168 amino acids. Gene Ontology annotation, biological process: regulation of RNA metabolic process.